AUGUUUAAAGCUGGCAUCGAAGGUUACCAAGGUUUACCGGGUCCACAAGGUGUCAUGGGUAAAUAUGGUAUGCUUGGAGAUCAUGGUUUUCCUGGAUAUGUUGGACCACCAGGCUUUAUGGGACAAAGAGGAAGAAUUGGGCGAAAAGGAAGUAUUGGAAGACUUGGAUGGAAAGGUGAGAAAGGUAUUAAAGGUGUUCAGGGAGAGACCGGGUUGAUCGGUAUUCCUGGUAUCGUUGGUAUCAAAGGAGAAAUUGGUUCAAUAGGAGAAAAAGGAAGGACAGGAGAAAUAGGACACCAAGGUGAAAAAGGUUGUACAGGACAACAAGGAGAUCAAGGACCAUGUGGGCAGAUCGGUUAUCAAGGUGACAUAGGACUCGUCGGUGAGAGAGGUGGUCAAGGACCAAAAGGCACACAAGGUUCAGUUGGUCCAGUUGGUGAUCAGGGUGACAAAGGUCGACAAGGUCCAAAAGGUGAACAAGGUUCACACGGAUUGCAAGGUGAACAAGGGUCAAUAGGUAAUAUUGGUGGUAUUGGUGGCAUAGGUGAUCGUGGAAACAAAGGAGAAAAGGGUGUUCGAGGCGCUCAGGGUAUUCAAGGAGACAUUGGUAUUCAAGGACCACCAGGAUUUGAGGGAGAUCAAGGUUCUGUAGGAUUUAAGGGUGAAAAAGGUUAUGAAGGUGAUGAAGGUGAAGUUGGUCCAGAUGGAGAUAAGGGAAUGCAAGGUUUUAAAGGAGACGAAGGUGAUGUGGGAGCCAUGGGUUUCAAAGGGAUUACAGGAGACCAAGGUAUUCAAGGUCAAAUAGGGCCAACAGGAGAUCAUGGUGAUAAAAGCGAUAAAGGACUUCAAGGAACAGAGGGAAUUGAAGGUCCUAUUGGUGAACGUGGUUUUAAUGGAAGAGAAGGUCCUGCAGGUGAAGUAGGACAAAAAGGUGAAAAAGGUGAUAAAGGAAAUGAAGGCGAAAAAGGCGACAAAGGUUUUAAUGGACCACAAGGAAUUAUUGGUGAAAAAGGUGCACGAGGACCUCUAGGAAAUCAAGGUAGCAAAGGUUAUCGUGGUUUCAAAGGUGAAUUAGGAACUAUAGGAGACACAGGUCCAAAGGGUAUCGAAGGACCGAUUGGUAUAACUGGUCUCAAAGGUGAACAGGGUGAUAUUGGUAUCCGUGGAGAUCAAGGAGAUCACGGUGAUCGUGGUAUAAUCGGUGAUAAAGGCAAACAAGGUAUACAAGGAAUAAAAGGAGAUGCAGGUGAUCAAGGAAUAAUUGGUGAUAUUGGCCCAAUAGGACCGACAGGUGAAAAAGGUGUGAAAGGAGUUAUUGGUGAUAUCGGGGCACAAGGACAUAUCGGUUCGACAGGUGAUAUCGGUUUAACAGGACCAAAAGGUCCUCAAGGAAACGUAGGAUUGGACGGUGAAAUAGGAGCAACAGGUUUGAAAGGUGACACUGGUAUAAAUGGAACCAAAGGAGAUAUUGGUAUUGCCGGUGUUGUGGGCGAACAAGGAAUCGAAGGUGAACAGGGAGUCAUUGGUGCAAAAGGACAAUUAGGUCAUAAGGGUAAACUUGGACCAAUAGGUUCAAAAGGUGACAAAGGUUUUGAAGGAGAUGUUGGUCCUAUUGGUGAACAAGGAAUGCUAGGAAUAGUUGGACCUCAAGGUAUUGCUGGUACAAAAGGAGAUACUGGGAUUAAAGGCAUUAAGGGAGCUGUAGGUGAAAAAGGUAAAACUGGACUUCAAGGUGUAACAGGCAACAAAGGCGAGCAGGGUGUUAAGGGUAUUGUUGGUGGACAAGGCAAUAUAGGUGCUAAAGGUUAUGAAGGACCCAUCGGUUUACCUGGUCUUUCAGGACCUCGUGGUCUUACUGGUAAUGUUGGUGAGAAAGGUUAUGGUGGUAGUCGUGGAAGCAAAGGUCCUAUCGGUCUUCCAGGUGAACCUGGGUUAGCAGGGGAUGAAGGUCCAACUGGAGAUAUUGGACCACCUGGAGAAGCUGGUGCAUCUGGUGGUCCAGGAAAUCCAGGUCAACGAGGACCUCGUGGCGAUGUUGGAAAUUCAGGUCCACAAGGUCCUCCUGGUCCUUCAAGUGCAUCACCUACAACAUUGAAUGCUGCUAGUUUGAUGAGUCUUUUUACAACAAGUACUCAAAUAGCACAAUUAUUUAAUAUACCAUUGGAUAGAUAUAAACAUAUUGAUUUUUCAAAUCGAGUUAAUAACAAUCAAAAUCCAUUCGUAACUGCUUCAAGAUUUCUUGACAAUCUCAAACGUUUAUCAACUGAUAUUACAUUAAAAGCUAAACCUGAUGGAAGUCAAAUGCAUCCUGCUCGAAGUUGUCGAGAUAUUGCUGACUAUUAUCCAGAAAAAUUAAAUGACUUUUUAGGACCUUAUUUUAUUGAUCCAAAUGAAGGUUCGAAAACUGAUGCUCUACUUGUUUAUUGUAAACUAACUGAACGAUUGACAUGUGUCAAUGCAACGAAUGGAAUAAUUCAAUCAAAUCAAUUCUUAACAAAUCGAAUUCAUUAUGGUAAACCUAUUCGAUUAAUGGAAGAUCUUCUACAACAAUCUGAAUUUAAUUAUGAUAUUGAAACAAUUCAAUUACGUUUUCUUCGAAUACUGUCUGAACAAGCUUCACAAAAUAUAAUAUUUAAUUGUGGAAAUACAAACAUUGAUAUAUUAAAUCAUGAUGUUAAAUUAAGAACUAAAAAUGGUAUGAUGUAUCAAAUGUAUUCACUCAGUGAUGAUUCAUUACGAUAUAACAUCAUUAAAGAUGAAUGCAAAUAUUCUCAUGGUCAAACAAUUCUAUCAAUAUCAACAAAUAAAUCUGUACGUUUACCAAUCAUUGAUAUUGAAUUUCUAAAUAAUUUCAAUCGAAUUCAAAAUUUUACUAUAAAUAUAGGACCUGUUUGUUUUUCAUAA
Messenger RNA from Rotaria sp. Silwood2, 2904 nucleotides. Lineage: Eukaryota; Metazoa; Rotifera; Eurotatoria; Philodinida; Philodinidae. The record is from the annotation of a GenBank genome assembly.